AACAAAUUUCCCCCUUUUUUUCUUUGCCUUUUCCCCUGCGCAGAGCUAUAAUCCUCUUUACAGUCACAUUACCGCUGAAAUUCUGUUAUUCUCCAAAAUUGAAUCCUUGUUAGUCUUCAGAGUGGGCUUAAAUCGUCAUUAGAUUGAGACUCAAGAAUCUUCAUUAGAUUCAGAGUAAAUAGUUUUCUUUUACUCGCUGAAUAAGUCAAACACUCAUGGCGGGGAAUCGGAGAGUGCCAGAUAAACCCCGGAGCAAAAAAUUGUCGAAACCCGAAAGCCCACCAGCCCGGAAGAAGGUCCGGGAGGAAGCGAGCGGCGGAGACGACGACAGUGAUGAUACGGGUAUGGAGGUUGUGAGUGCGGAAACCUCAUCGUCCUCCUCUUCGUUCCCGUCGUCGGAAUCGAGGUCUGAAGCUGCCGGAGAAGGUAGUGAGCAUUCGUCGGCGGAGGAACGCCGGGAUAGCGGCGAGGAAGAAAUUAGCAGCGGUGCUGAGGAAGGCAGUGAGGAUUCAUCGGCGGAGCAACGCCGGGACAGUGAUGAAGAAACUAGUAACGCCGCGGCGGAGGAGGGUAGUGACAAUUCAUCGGCGGAGCAACGGCAGGAAAGCGAUGAUGAAGAAAUUAGCAACGCUGCAGAGGAGGGUAGUGAGCAUUCAUCGGCGGAGCGAAGCCAGGAUAGCGACGCUGAAGAAAUUAGGUUGCUUUUGGAACGGAAACAAGCUGAAAAGAAAUCGAAGAAGAAUAAUGGAGAAAAAUUAGAUAAGAGGGUAAGUAAUGGUAAAGUUAGCAGGGGAAAGAAAGCGAUCAAUGGGAAUAAUUCGAAGAAGAAAGCAGUGGUCGAAGAGGAGAGCGAUAGGGAAGAUAGGGAAGAAGGGACGGCCUGUAAGUUUCCCAUGAGUAGAAUUUAUAGAAUCAUGAAGGACCUGGAAGGCUGUUCGAAGCUUUCUCAGGAGGCUAUUUUCUUGACCAAUAAAGCUUCGGAGAAAUUUCUCGAGCUCUACAGCAGGGAAGCUUAUGCAAGUGCUUAUCUUGAUCGUAAAAGUCAGAUUUCUUAUGACCAUCUAGGUAAGCUCUUUUGUUAUUGAAUCUUAUGGUCACUUUAGAAUUUUAGAUAUUAUUCAAGUACUAAAUGCCAUGAAUACCUUUUUAUGCUUUUUUCUGAAUAUUUGUAAAUACUUGAGAUCUUUUAACUUUUCUGUAAAGCUUGGUUUUAGAAUGAUUCUGAUUGCAGGUAGUUGAUAAAUAUUGGUCGAAAUCAUAACUGUUAAUUCUAGGAUCUUUCAUGUAGAUUUUGGUAUAAUGGAGCUUUUUUUUCUCUUCUGUCAUCCAAUCUUUCAUGCACCAAAUAACUUGUUAGCUUUCUGAAUAUUAAUAAUUCUUUAAGCUCUUGAAUACUGGUAAGAAGUCAGAUAUGUUUUUGAGAUUCUACUGAUGUCAUCAGUUCCUGACCCCUUAUUUGAGAGUAUGCAUUUUUUUCUUUUGGAGCUCUCAUAGAAUGUUAGUCUUGUUCAAUUGGUCGGCUUCUGAACUAUGCAAAUCAAAGUACGUCUAUGAUUGAUAAGCUCACUUUUCCUUUAUUAGAUUAUGGACUCUUUGGUUUUCAAAUUAUUACUAGUUUAAAGCCUCAAGUCUUGACUUCUGAUCCAUUUUGAUGCAUCUGGCGGUGGCAUAAGCAUGUGAUAUCUAGCUCUGAUAUUGCUUGUUUGUUCAUUUCAGCUUCAGUCGUGUCAAAAAGGGAGAGAUUCAGCUUUCUGUCGGGUAUCUUUCAAUACUUUUUAGUCAACCUACUAGGCUUCAGUUAUCUCUGUCUUUUUGGUUGCAUAACUACUUUGUAUGUGUUUAGAUAUUGUUCCGGAGAAAGUUAAAGCCGAGGAUGCUUUGGCGGACUUGCCAGCUGAUGAUGAUUGAGCUUGCAAGAAUUGAUUGGAUCGUAGCAUCUUGGUUGGCUGAUUUACAGUUGAUCAACAAAGUAUGAGCAGUGAUUUAGACAUUUUUUCAUUUAAACUGGAGAUUGCAGCAAUUGUUGAGUUAGAAUGGAUCGGUAGGAGGGAAAAUUUUCGGCCUCGGUUGCCACAGAUAGUGUAAGCCUUCCAUUGAUAUUUAGGUCAUUAGAACAGGAUUCCUUUUAGGUCACUAAUUUGAACCUGAGAUUCUAUAAUUUCUACCCAGUCUAACUAUGAACAUAGAUAUCCGAAUUCUCUGAACUUCAUUCCAUGUGCAUAACAUUGUUGCAAUGGCUACGACCUCCUAAUCAAC
Oldenlandia corymbosa var. corymbosa is the source of this 2256-nucleotide messenger RNA. The record is from the annotation of a GenBank genome assembly. NCBI's taxonomy places the organism in Eukaryota, Viridiplantae, Streptophyta, Magnoliopsida, Gentianales, Rubiaceae.